Penicillium daleae is the source of this 11643-nucleotide messenger RNA. RefSeq names its product histone acetyltransferase TRA1. Lineage: Eukaryota; Fungi; Ascomycota; Eurotiomycetes; Eurotiales; Aspergillaceae. Gene Ontology annotation, cellular component: NuA4 histone acetyltransferase complex; SAGA complex; nucleus. The transcript is spliced from 4 exons. The coding region runs from base 1 to 11643 and encodes 3880 amino acids. Gene Ontology annotation, molecular function: protein binding; transcription coregulator activity. Gene Ontology annotation, biological process: regulation of DNA-templated transcription; DNA repair. The record is from RefSeq and is a predicted model, not a curated record.
AUGGAGCGCAAUAUCGACAUUUACGCCAGCAAGCUGGGGGACGAGAAGCUGGAUGUGAAAGUAAGAGCAAAUGUCGCAACCGAAUUGCGAGACAGCAUUGAGCCGCUCUGCCAGGGCGCAAGCUACCCCGUGUUCCUGGCAAAGCUAUGGCCUGUCUUCAAGACAAUCCUGAAGGGAGAGCCGGUCUUCUUCAGCAUGUCGUACGAGCAGAAACUUCGAAACUGCAUCCUCGAGACACUUCAUCGUUUACCUACAGCUUCACCAGAUGUCGAACCGUAUGCCGCGGACAUGGUGGAUGUGUUAAUGGAACUCGCCCGGAUCGAGAACGAAGAAAAUGCGGUUCUCUGCAUGAAAACCAUUAUGGACCUGGAACGGAAUCAGGCAAAGGCUACCGCGGCACGGGUGCAGCCUUUCCUGGAGCUUAUCCAAGAGAUGUUCCAGACCAUGGACCAAGUGGUACGGGACACAUUUGACACUCCUAAUCAAGCAACACCAUCAGGAAUGCCUUCAACACCGAAUACAAGUGCACAAAACUUUCAAUCCCCACGGCCAAGCUCUCCUGCUACCUCUGUGUCAGACCUGGGACCUGACCAGCAGGCAAGCAAUGUGAUCUUGAAGGGCAUGCAGUCAUUCAAGGUUCUGGCCGAAUGUCCUAUCAUCGUGGUUUCAAUCUUCCAAACCCAUCGCGCUUCGGUCGCCCAGAACGUGAAACUUUUCGUGCCGCUUAUAAAGUCAAUCUUGCUUUUGCAAGCCAAGCCGCAAGAAAAGGCACAUGCAGAUGCCGCUAGCCAAGGCACAAUCUUCACUGGAGUUUGCAAGGAGAUUAAGAACCGUGCGGCAUUUGGCGAGUUCAUUACAGCCCAAGUCAAGACGAUGAGUUUCUUGGCAUAUCUGCUUCGCCUUUAUGCUCACCAGCUCCAAGACUUCCUCCCCACGCUGCCAUCUGUUGUUGUCCGUCUUCUCCAAGACUGCCCUCGAGAGAAAUCUGGUGCACGAAAGGAGCUCCUUGUCGCCAUUAGACACAUCAUCAACUUCAACUACCGGAAGAUCUUCCUUGAAAAGAUUGACGAACUUCUCGACGAGCGCACUCUUAUUGGUGAUGGACUCACUGUCUACGAGACCAUGCGUCCCUUGGCGUAUAGUAUGCUUGCUGAUCUUAUCCACCAUGUUCGAGAGUAUCUCAGCCGUGAUCAAAUCCGUCGCACGGUUGAAGUGUAUACCAAGAAUCUUCACGAUGAUUUCCCCGGCACAAGUUUCCAGACCAUGAGUGCGAAGCUGCUUUUGAACAUGGCCGAGAAGAUUUCCAGACUUGAGGACAAGCGCGAAGCACGCUACUUCUUGAUCAUGAUCCUGGACGCGAUUGGUGAUAAAUUUGCCUCCAUGAACCAUCAGUUCAACAAUGCAGUGAAGGUUUCCAAGGCGUACAAGGACUCCCGAAAGGACACAGAACCGACCACUGAGAAUUACCUUGCGGAGAAGGACCAGCCGCCCGACUGGGAUGAAAUCGACAUCUUUUCUGCCUCGCCGAUCAAGACCACAAGCCCUCGUGACCGUGGCGGUGAUCCCGUCUCUGAUAACAUCUUCUUAUUCAGGAAUUUGAUUAACGGUCUGAAGAACAUUUUCCACCAACUGAAGAACUGUAAUCCAGACGACAUCCAGAUUGAUCCGAACAGCGUUCCCAUCAACUGGUCUGAGGUCUCCUACGGAUACAAUGCUGAGGAGGUUCGUGUGAUCAAGAAGCUUUUCCAUGAGGGUGCCCGUGUGUUCCGUUAUUACGGCGUGGACCAAGCCCCUCCUGAGAUGAACUAUUCGUCUCCAUUCGAUUUCCUCGCCAGCCAAUAUACCGCCCCUAUGACGCGAGAAGAGAAGGAGCUCCUGGAGAGCUUUGGCACUGUCUUCCACUGUAUUGAUACGGCGACGUUCCACGAGGUCUUCCAUUCGGAAAUCCCAUAUCUGCAUGAACUGAUGUUCGAGCACGGUGCUCUGCUUCACUUGCCACAAUUCUUCCUCGCCAGUGAAGCAACCUCGCCCGCAUUCUCAGGAAUGGUGUUGCAGUACCUCAUGGAGCGUAUUCAUGAAGUUGGAACUUCGGAUAUGACCAAGGCGAAAAUUCUCCUCAGGAUGUUCAAGCUGUCAUUCAUGGCUGUUACCUUGUUCUCCGUGCAGAAUGAGCAGGUCCUACAUCCCCAUGUGACCAAGAUUGUCACCAAGUGCAUCGAACUGUCAGUCACGGCCGAGGAGCCGAUGAACUACUUCCUCCUUUUGCGUUCACUGUUCCGUAGUAUUGGCGGUGGACGCUUUGAGCUUCUAUAUAAGGAAAUCCUUCCCCUUCUAGAAAUGCUCUUGGAAACGUUCAACAAUCUGCUCCUCGCUGCCCGCAAGCCCCAGGAGCGCGACCUCUACGUCGAGUUGACCUUGACAGUUCCUGCACGAUUGAGUCAUCUUCUGCCUCACCUGAGCUACCUAAUGCGACCAAUUGUGGUGGCCUUGCGUGCUGAUUCUGAUCUUGUCGGACAAGGUCUCCGCACACUUGAGCUUUGCGUGGAUAACUUGACGGCUGACUAUCUCGACCCCAUCAUGGCUCCCAUCAUGGACGAACUGAUGACUGCGCUUUGGGAUCAUCUCCGACCUCAUCCAUACAAUCACUUCCACGCGCACACUACCAUGCGCAUUCUUGGCAAGCUGGGUGGUCGAAACCGCAAGUUCUUGAAUCACCCGCCCGAGCUCUCCUUCCAGCAGUACUCCGAUGACAACCCUAGUUUCGACAUCCGACUCAUUGGUCCAAGCGAGAAGCGACCUUUCCCUGUGGAUAUCGGUAUUGAUCUGGCUAUCGGUAAACUCAUGGAGGUCCCCAAGUCUCCAACUACCAAGUCCUCGGAUAUCUACUACAAGCAGCAGGCUUAUAGGAUGCUGAGCUCGCACCUCAAACUUCAAAUUGGAUUUGAGAAUCUGCCUGAUGACCUGGCCUCAUUAAUCCGUCUUCAUGCCAACGAUCUGUUCGAGGGUAAAGCCAGUGCCAUGGUUGACAUCCUCGAGAAGUCCGAGAGAUCAGCAUCGAUCCCGAAGAAGGUGGCGCAGGAAGCCACCGUGAAGAAGCUUCUCAAGGCCUGUAUCUUUGCUGCUACUGUUUCCGAACUCGAGCCCGCUGCCUCUGCUUUCGUCGCCGAUGUCUGUAAGCACUUUGCCAUCGUUGAGGUCGGUCGAGCUCUCGCCCAAGCCCGUCAUAAUCGCAAGCCUUUCGACGUGGCAAACGGUGAAGGUCCUGUCUACAUCGACUCCCGGGUUUUAGCUGAAGCGAUCGUUGAGUGUCUCUCGUCUGACAGCGCUCCCGUUCGCGAGGCCGCGGAGCAGGCAAUGCUUGUUGUCAAAGAAGCCGCUGGUGUCAUGUUUGGUGCCCCGGAGAAGGCUGCCAAACUCCCAUUCUUCCAACAUUUGGGCCGCGUCUUCUGCCACAGCUGCCACAGCGAGGAGUGGUUCACCAAGGCCGGAGGAAGUUUGGGCAUCAAGCUUUUGGCUUCCAAGAUGGACCUUGGAGACUCAUGGUUGUAUGAGCGACACGUUGAAUUUUCUCGUGCGCUCCUCUACGUCAUCAAAGACACGCCUGCAGACCUUCCUGCCUCCACGCGGAUACAGUCACAGGAGACCAUGACUUUGAUCCUUAAGCGCUGCGGCAAGCUGAUUCCCAAGGAUGAUCUCAAGAACGAGAAGAGCCGUUUGUUCUCACUGUGCGGCCUCUUUGUCUACGAGCUUGGCCAUAUGAACAAGCAUGUUCGCGAGACAUCAAAGCUUUGCUUUGCUACCCUCAAGGAGGAACUGGGCUGCGAGGUACACGAGCUUAUUCUCCCUGUUAGGGAUCGUCUUCUUCAGUCAAUCUUCAACAAACCUCUGCGCGCUUUGCCUUUUGCUACGCAAAUUGGUUUCAUUGAUGCCAUCACUUAUUGCCUGAGCUUGCAGAAUGAGAUUGUGAGCUUCAAUGAGCCGCUAAAUCGAUUGAUGCUGGAGUCCCUAGCCCUUGCCGACGCCGAUGACGACUCGCUCGCGUCGAAGCCUAACGAGUUCAAGAACGCCGACAUGAUUGUGAACCUGCGUGUGGCUUGCUUGCGCCUCCUGUCUAUGGCGAUGAACUUCCCUGAUUUCGCCAACACUCCACAGAACACAAGCCGCGCGCGAAUCAUCUCCGUCUUCUUCAAGUCGCUUUACUCACGGGCCCCCGAGGUCAUCGAGGCUGCGAACGCUGGUCUUAAGGAUGUGCUGACGCAGACUAAUAAGCUGCCAAAGGACUUGCUUCAGAAUGGUCUUCGCCCCAUCCUCAUGAAUCUGCAGGAUCCCAAGCGUCUGAGUGUGGCUGGUUUGGACGGUCUUGCUCGCCUCUUGACGCUCCUUACCAACUAUUUCAAGGUUGAGAUUGGUGCUCGUCUUCUAGAUCAUAUGAAGGUCAUUGCCGACGAUAUGACUUUGCAAAAAGUGUCCUUUAGCUUGGUUGAGCAGAAUCCCGCCAUGAAGAUUGUGGCCGCGAUCUUUAAUAUUUUCCACCUCCUUCCUCCGGCUGCCACGUCUUUCAUGGAGAACCUGAUCGACAAAGUUCUUGACCUUGAGAAGAAGUUGCGGAGAACCUCCCACAGCCCAUUCCGCAAGCCUCUCGUCAAGUAUCUCAACCGUUAUCCCAAGGAAAGUUUGGCAUUCUUCCUGGCCCGCUUCAAGGAAGAGGGCUAUGGACGUUUCUUCGGGCAGAUACUGGCCGAUCCUGAGAGCGAUGCUCUUCGCAAUGCCGUGGUGGCCGAUACCGAGAACUUCACCUCAACCGCAUUUGGGCUGGAGGCCACGGAUGAGAAGCGAAACACUGCAGCGAUUAAUGGCAUUUACAUCGCACACUCAAUUUGCUCAUAUGGCUCCACCAAGCGUUGGCUGGUUUCCCACGCGGAUCUGCGGACCAAGCUCCUCACCUCAGGUCGAGAGCUGGAGCGGAAGUUGCGGGGCGAUACCUUGCCCCCUGAUGAGCGCCUUCGAGUCGAACAGGCCGAAGACCAGUUGAUGGACAUCUUCACGGUUUAUUUGACGGAAGCAUCGCAUGACUUGGACUUCCUAUUUGAAGUCAUCGACGGAUUGUCAGCCGAUGAGUUCAAGCGGACGCUGGCUCUUCCCAAAUUCAUUUAUAAUCACAUCAUCGUGAACGAAUCCAUUGACUACCGACGCUCUGUCAUCAUGCGCUGUCUCGACCUCUACGGCCAGCGUGCCUGCUCCCAGAAAACCAAGACUUAUGCCUUCCGACACCUGGUCAACCCCAUCUUCGCUAUGGAUGUUCAGACUACAUGGAACAGCCCCGCGAACACUCCGAAGCUGAUGGACAAGAGCAUGACCGAGUCCAUCCAGAGCCGCCUGUGGAAGCCUCAGCUGGCCGAUUUGAGCGAGGAGUCGAGUCAAGCUGGAGUCGAUCAUUCCCGCAUGGAAUUGCUUCAGUUGUCUGCUUUAUUGAUCAAGUACCAUCAUCAGACGGUGCAGGACUCUCGCAAGGAUAUCAUCAAGUUCGCCUGGAACUACAUCCGUCUCGAAGACAUUAUCAACAAGUAUGGUGCCUAUGUGCUGAUCAGUUACUUCAUUGCCCAUUACGAGACGCCUUUCAAGAUUGUGAUUCAGGUCUACGUUGCUUUGUUGAGAGCGCAUCAAAAUGAAGGCCGUGCUCUCGUCACGCAAGCUCUGGAUGUUCUGGCCCCAGUCCUACCAACCCGAACUGCUGGUAACCAAGGCCCGGAGGCACGAUACCCGCUUUGGGCUAAGUGGCCACGACGUAUCUUAGCCGAGGAGACCGCCAACCUGCAGCAGGUGAUGAGUAUUUUCCAAUUCUUGGUCCGACAGCCUGACCUCUUCUACGAGUCGCGAGAGCACUUUAUUGCUGGCCCACCCAACACCUCCAAUGACAGCAAGAAACUGGCACUCAACCUGAUUGACCUCAUCUGGCGCUGGGAAGCGAAACGUGUGCAGGCGAUUGGGACAAGCCCUACCGUACUCAAUGGAGCCCUUGAGUCGCCGAACGCGAAGAAGCGCAAGCUCGAGGAAACACAAGAAGCGGCCUCCGCAUCUCCAUCACUUGGGCCUCCACCCAGCCGAGAGCGCUUAGACUACACGGUCCCUCCCGAACUACGUGCUGCUCUGAUCAAGUAUUUGAUUACCUUCAUCACCACCAUCUCCGAGCGCUUUUUGGUCCCUGCUGCACACAUUCGCCAAUUGCCCACCAAUAAGCAGCCGCCUCCACCACCAGUCCCAAGCGGUGAGAUGAUCAACAAGGCAGUCAGCCUUCUUCGGAACCUGCUUUCCAAGGAGUACUGGGGAGAUCUCGACAUCGAUCUCUAUCAAAAGGUGACAGAGCCUAUUCUGGCUGGAGAGAAGGCCGACAAACCCGAUGAGAAGCAGAUCACUCCCAUGGUCAACGCUUUGCAGGUCUUGCGUGUGCUCAUCGCGGCAAAGCCCGAUGAGUGGAUUACGGCUCGUUUGGCAACUAUCCAGAAGCUCCUUGAGAAACCUCUGAAGUCCGACAACCCGGAGAUUCAAGACUGUCUGCAUGGACUCGAAGAUGAAAUGGACAUCUCUCCCAAACUGCCAGCCCCAGUUCGCCGUGUUCUCGAGGCUAUUCCAGAUGACCAGCCUGACGAAGAAGAUGCUAUGGAUGCUGAGAGCACGCCGUCAGAGUUUGCUACAUACCUGUCCGCCAUUGCCACCGAGACGCUGUCAGCUAGCAACUACACUGCUGCUUUGAACACACUGUGGACACUCUCCAAGCUCAAACCUGCCGAGAUCGACACGCAUAUCCCUGCUGUCAUGAAGGCCUUCUCGCAGAAGCUGGCCAAGGAACACGUUGCGGCCUCUACCAAUCAGAAUGGACAGCAGCCUCCCCAGGGUCAGAAGCCCGCGGAGGGAGUUCCUGACCAGCAAGAAUUCGAGCUAGGAGUUGACCUCAUUUUCAAGACCAUUGAACUCAUCUCAGUCCGGAUGUCUCACCUCGGUGACCAGCGUCGCCCGUUCCUCAGCGUGCUAGCUUCGAUCGUUGAGCGAUCCCAGAACAUCAAGUUGUGUAGCAAGGUCUUGGGCAUGGCUGAAGAGUGGAUCUUCCACUCAACCGAGUCAUGGCCCACGCUCAAGGAGAAAACGGCGGUGUUGCACAAGAUGUUGCUCUUUGAGUCUCGCCAGGAUCAGACCAUGCUGAAGAAGUUCCUUGAUCUUGUUAUUCGCAUCUAUGAAGACUCCAAGAUCACACGCACCGAGUUGACUGUCCGGCUAGAGCAUGCCUUUUUGAUCGGUACUCGAGCUCAAGAUGUGGAGAUGCGGAACCGAUUCAUGAGCAUCUUCGAUAAGAGUUUGACUCGUCUUGCGAGCUCCCGGUUGAGCUAUGUGCUGACUUGCCAGAAUUGGGAUACCCUUGCUGAUUCCUUCUGGCUGGCCCAAGCAUCUCACCUCAUCCUUGGCUGUGUUGACAUGAACACCACGGCUCGACUGCACCAAGACGACUUCACGGUGUAUCCCCUGUCAUUCCUUUUCGCUGGUGGUGACAAGGACUCGAGGAAGGCAGAUAUCAUGGUAGACAGUCAGUUGGAGAAUUUCGUCGCCGAACGCAAACGUUUCAUGUCCGAUAUUGGUGAUGUCCGGGUUCGCGACUUGAUUGAGCCACUUUCUCAGCUCCAGCAUACCGACUCGCAGGUGGCUUACAAGCUGUGGACCACUCUGUUCCCUAUCUACUGGUCCACCUUGUCCAAGGAUGAUCGCAUCGAUCUCGAAAAGGGUAUGGUUACUCUGCUCACCCGAGAAUAUCACCAACGCCAAUUGGACAAGAGACCAAACGUUGUUCAAGCUCUUCUCGAAGGUGUUGUGCGUGCCAGCCCUCGGUUCAAGGUUCCUCCUCAUGUCAUGAAGUACCUCAGCCGUACAUACGAUGCUUGGUAUACCGCCGCAACCUACCUGGAGGAGAGCGCCAUCAAGCCGAUCAUUGAUACCCCUACCGUUCGCGAGAGUAAUCUGGAUGCUCUGGUUGAAGUCUAUGCUGGUCUUCAGGAAGAUGACUUCUUCUAUGGCACAUGGCGCCGCCGCUGCAAGUUUGUGGAAACCAAUGCAGCCCUCUCCUACGAGCAACAGGGCAUGUGGGAUAAAUCUCAGCAGCUCUACGAGAACGCACAAAUCAAGGCACGCUCCGGUGCGAUGCCUUUCUCGCAGGGUGAAUACUUUGUCUGGGAAGAUCACUGGCUGAUCUGCGCCCAAAAGCUUCAGCAGUGGGAGAUCUUGAGUGAUUUCGCUAAGCACGAGAACUUGAAUGAUCUCCUGCUGGAGGCUGCUUGGAGGAACAUUGAGAAUUGGCAGAGUGAGGGCACUCGCGAGCAACUCGAGUCCUUGAUCAAGUCCGUUUCCGAUGCUCCGACUCCACGACGCACCUUCUUCCAGGCAUUCAUGGCCCUUCUUCAGUACCACAUGAAGAAGGAGAACAUGCAAGAUUUCAACAGUGUCUGCGACGAGUCCAUUCAACUUUCCAUCCGCAAAUGGUUGCAACUGCCUAAGCGCAUCACCAACGCCCAUAUCCCCAUUUUGCAGCACUUCCAACUCCUGGUUGAGCUGCAUGAUGCCAGCCACAUUUGCGGUAGCUUGUCUCAGACCAACGAGCGAAACCUGGACACCAAGUCUGCGGAGUUGAAGCUUCUUCUUGGAACCUGGCGCGACCGGUUGCCUAACCUCUGGGACGACAUCAACACGUGGCAGGACCUUGUCACCUGGCGACAGCAUAUCUUCCAGCUCAUCAACCAGACAUACCUGAGUCUACUUCCGCCACAGACUAACAACGUGGCCAGCAACUCCUACGCCUAUCGCGGCUACCACGAGACUGCCUGGAUCAUCAAUCGCUUCGCCCAUGUUGCUCGGAAGCACCAAAUGCCCGAGGUCUGCAUCAACCAGCUCAGCCGUAUCUACACGCUGCCCAACAUCGAGAUCCAAGAGGCGUUCCUCAAGCUUCGGGAGCAGGCUAAGUGCCACUACCAGAACCCCAAGGAACUCAACAGUGGAUUGGAUGUGAUCAACAAUACCAACCUCAACUACUUCGGACCCCAGCAGAAGGCCGAGUUCUACACUCUCAAGGGCAUGUUCCUUGCCAAGCUCGACCAUGUCAAUGAGGCCAACGAGGCUUUCGGAGUUGCUCUUUAUUACGACCUCCGACUUGCCAAGGCCUGGUCUGAAUGGGGACAGUACAGCGAUCAACGGUUCAAGUCUGACCCGUCCGACUACGAGUUGGCGAGCAAUGCCGUCAGCUGUUAUCUGGAAGCGGCUGGCCUCUACAAGAGCGCCAAGUCGCGGAAGCUGCUCAGCCGUAUCCUUUGGCUUCUCAGCCUGGAUAACGACGAAGGACAGAUUGCCGGCGCCUUUGAAAACUUCAAGGGAGACACUCCUGUUUGGUAUUGGAUUACCUUUAUCCCUCAACUUCUUACUAGUCUGUCUCAUCGCGAGGCUCGUCUUUGCAAGGCUGUAUUGGUGAAGAUUGCCAAGCUCUACCCACAGGCUCUAUUCUUCCUCCUUCGCACGAAUCGGGAGGACAUGCUGAGCAUCAAAAAGCAGCAUGACCAGAAGCAAGAAAAGCUGAACAAGGUCAGACAAGCUCAGCAACAGCAACAGCAGAGAUCUUCGCCAAACCUAAAGGCUCCCGCGAGUGGGGAGACAUCAUCUCCUGCACAGAGGCCCCCAGGCAGUGCUCCUGGCCCGAGUGCUUCUCCCGCCGGCCAAGCAGCGAACCUGCCGACAACUCAAUCUCCCGCCCAGCCGACGCAAAGCCAGUCUCCUGCCCAGCCACCGAACGCGCAGGUUCAGGCCUCUCCACGUCAGGGUCAAGGACAGAGUCCCAAGCAAGGUCAGCCGCAAGGUCAGCCGCAAGCCCAGGGACAGCAACCGCAAGGCCACCUACAAGUACCUGGUCAGGCUGGACCUACACCGCAGAACCAAGGUGCCGCUCCCGGGGAGUCUACUGAAAAGGAGCCUCUCAGAAAGCCUUGGGAGUACUCUGACGAGAUCAUGUCUGGCUUGAAGACUGCAUUCCCAUUGCUGGCCCUCUCAAUGGAGACAAUGGUCGAUCAGAUUCACAAGAACUUCAAGUGCCCGCCUGAUGAGGAUGCCUAUCGUCUCAUCGUUGCUCUUUUGAACGACGGGCUGGCUUACGUGGGACGGAUGCCUGGAUCAUAUGCACAGGAUUUCAAGCUUCCUCCUGCGACCGAGGCCAAUAUCACCCGGUUUGCGGAGACUAUUCUGCCAGCGCACAUCCGCAAGUCGUUUGAGGCUGACUUCGUAGUCAAAAAGCCAACAAUGCACGAGUACAUCCAGAAGCUGCGUCGCUGGCGUGACAAGUUUGAGGAGAAGCUCGACCGUCGACCACAGUCAGGAUUCCUCGAGAGCUACUCGCCGCAUCUCAGUGAGUUCCGCUUCCUCAAGUUUGAUGAAGUUGAAGUUCCCGGACAAUACCUCCUGCACAAGGAUAAGAAUCAGGACUUUGUUCGCAUCGAUCGUUUCCUGCCUGAUGUGGAUCUGGUCCGCGGUAUCGGUGUCUGUCACCGUCGCCUCAAGAUCCGGGGUCACGACGGUAGCAUCCAAGCCUUUGCUGUCCAGCACCCUGCAGCACGCCACUGCCGUCGCGAAGAACGCAUUCUUCAGCUGUUCCGCAUCUUCAACGGGCUGCUAGCUAAGCGCAAGGAAAGCCGACGCCGCAAUCUGUACUUCCAUCUUCCCCUGAUGGUACCGCUGGCACCGCACAUCCGUUUGGUCCGGGAUGACUCCUCGUAUAUCUCCAUGCAAGGUAUUUAUGAGGACUAUUGCCGACGAGUCGGUAUGAACAAGGAUGAGCCCGUUCUUUUCACAAUGGAUCGUAUGCGCUCUCUAGCAGAGACAAAGCAGAAUGUAAGUUCUACGGCCGCUCUUUACUUCCUCGACGACGCUAACACUUCAAAGCGCACGGCCGAUCAGCAGCAGGUUCUUCGUACCGAGAUUUUGACCGCCAUUCAAGACAAAUGGGUCCCAAGCACCGUGGUCUUGGAGUACUUCCAGAACACCUAUCCCAACUUCGCCGACUUCUGGCUGUUCCGGCGUCAAUUCGCUUACCAGUACGCUGCGGUGGCCUUUAUGACCUACAUUAUGCACAUUGGCAACCGGUACCCCAACAAGAUUCUGGUGUCGCGCUCGACGGGGGACAUCUGGGGUGCGGAGUUGAUCCCGACCAUCAACCCUGCCAAGGCAAUCUUCUACAACCCGGAGCAGGUGCCGUUCCGUUUCACUCCCAACAUUCAAACCCUGCUGGGUCCUAUUGCCACGGAAGGUCUGUUUGCCUGUGCUAUGAUGGCGAUUGCCCGUUGUUUGACCGAGCCUCGACACGAGCUUGAGCAGCAGCUCAGCGUAUUUGUACGCGAUGAGAUGAUGUUCUGGGCGACUGCCCAGCAUCGUGGCAACCUGGCCGUGCCGCAGCUGCGCGAACUGGUUUAUAACAACAGCGAGAUCAUCGUCAACCGCGCUGUCAGCCUCGCCAGUCCACCGGAAGGCAAUCUGCCUGCCAACCAGACAACGAUUGACUUGGUUUCUCGGGCCGUCAACCCCCAGCACUUGGCCUCGUGCGAUGCAUUGUGGAUGCCGUACCUCUGA